Messenger RNA from Amaranthus tricolor (Joseph's coat), 4730 nucleotides. Its product is annotated as cellulose synthase A catalytic subunit 8 [UDP-forming]. Gene Ontology annotation, molecular function: cellulose synthase (UDP-forming) activity. Lineage: Eukaryota; Viridiplantae; Streptophyta; Magnoliopsida; Caryophyllales; Amaranthaceae. Gene Ontology annotation, cellular component: trans-Golgi network; plasma membrane. The transcript is spliced from 15 exons. The record is from RefSeq and is a predicted model, not a curated record. Bases 1477 to 4416 code for a protein of 979 amino acids. Gene Ontology annotation, biological process: plant-type primary cell wall biogenesis; cellulose biosynthetic process.
CAACGCUCGUGUUUUAUCGCCAUUGUGUUCGAGUAUGAGGAUGCCAAAUCAUGGUGUAUUGGUGUUGAAGCAACUUUUUGAUUAACAAAUGCCAGUGACACUGCUGUGUAGCUUCUGGUCAUCUCCAUGAAAUAAACAGAAAACGUCAAUUUCAAUAAUAAAUUCAAAGAGACAAAGGAAUUAGGAAAUACAUUAGCUUUUAUAUAUGGACAUUCUAAGGGGCCAGCUUAGUAUUGGAAUUAGACUGAAAUUUCCCAAUGCCAUCAGUAUUUCUUGCUGCAUUGCUUCAGGUAGGUCAAUGAACUCAUCGAUUGAUUGACAAAGUUGUAUUCUUCCGUGCCGGUCAGAUUGACACUCCUCUGUUCAUUCAUUUUACAUCAUUUAGUUGAAAAAACUCUCAAAUUUCUGAAAAAACACUUUCAGUUAUGAAAGAAAUUUAGCAAUUUGAUUGUAAGAUAGAGAAUAAGUAAGGUCUUAUGUAAAAAAAUAUUAUUUUCUUUUUCUAAUUAUUUCCUUAUUUAAAAAAUAUUAUUUUCUUUUUCUAAUGUUUCGACUCUAUUUCCGCGCAACUCAAAAAUAACGUAUUUUUCUCUAAUCAUAUAUGAUAUUUUUUAAAAAGUUACUUCAUACUAUGUUCAAUAGCUGUAUUAAAAUAUAAAUUGCUCUAAUUAAUAGCAUAUUGACUGUCAAAUUCUAAAAGUUUCACCUAUAAAUCUAUGUGAGACAAACAAAACAGUACAAAAUCGAAAAUAUAAGUAAAAUGAUAGAAGUAUUAACUUUGAAUUGAAUUCCUUAACUAACUUCUAAAAUGUUUUCCCUUUCAUUUAUCAUAUAUCCAACUUUUUUUUUAAAAAAAAAUUUGAAUAUAAUGCAGAGAAGUUGAGCCAAAUUACUAAUUCUAUACACAAAUAUUUACACUAACCUAAUCACUAAAAUUAUUAUCUAAAAAUUGUAUUUAAAACCGCAUCGGUCGUGUUGUAAAGGUGUAAAAACCGCAGAUUUAUCUGUUAAGAUAACUACAUCACUCCCAAAACCGUAUCAUUAUUACCGCGGUCGCGAUCAUUACCGCAUUUUUACAGUACGGCGGAUUAUGAAAAAAAUUGUUGCAAAACCUCUUAGAGGGGUAUAAGAUUUUAAUUUUACUCCUUAUAGCUGGAUUGGCACCUUUCAAAAAGUCGUUGGUUAGUUAAAAGAUGUACCCCUCCCAACUGAAACCUUUUCCUUAAAACUCCCGCAAAUUUUCAAACUUACUGAAACGUUGCUUCUCAUCUGUCCUUCCUUAUAUGUUUACAUUAAAUAUGACACCAAACAAAUUCUCCUACCGAACAUUCUGAUACAAAAAUUGCACUGAACUUUCUUCUCUAUCUCUUCCACAUGAUGAGGUAGUUUUCUUCUUACGGUCAUAUAAAGAAGCACCAAAACUUGUGUUUUUCUACAGACAUAAAAAAAUCAUAAGGGUAAAAAGAUAAAGUUAGGAUGAUGCAAUCUGGGGUUCCUCAGUGUAACACUUGUGGUGAGCAAGUAGGAAUCGACUCGAAUGGGGAUGUGUUUAUUGCUUGCCAUGAAUGCAAUUUCCCUGUUUGUAAAGAUUGUGUUGAUUAUGAAAUCAAGGUUGGUAAAAAGGCUUGCCUCCGUUGCGGUUCUCCCUAUGAAGAUACUUCAACAUAUGAUGAAGCUGUUGUUGAAGCAUUUGGUAAUCAUCAAAAUAAAGCAAACUAUCAUAACGAUGAGCAGAAACAUGAUCUUGGUUUACAUGCUAGAAAUAUGAGCAGCAUCUCAACAGUUGAUAGUGAAAUGAAUAGUGAAUCUGGAAGUUCAAUCUGGAAAAACCGGGUGGAGAGUUGGAGAGACAAGAAAGACAAGAAGAAGCAAGUUGUUAAAGAGUCUAAAGCUGUAAAAGAAGCUGAUCACGCUCCACCUGAGCAACUUAUGGAGGAAAAUUUGUCUGCAGAGGCUGCACACCCACUUUCAAGAAUUGUUCCAAUCCCAAGAACCAAACUUACCUCAUACAGGAUCGUGAUCAUUUUGCGAUUGAUCAUUCUUGCACUGUUUUUCCACUACCGGAUAACUAAUCCUGUGGAUAGUGCCUUUGGUCUAUGGCUUACUUCUGUCAUCUGUGAGAUAUGGUUCGCAUUUUCCUGGGUUUUAGAUCAGUUCCCUAAGUGGUGUCCUAUCAAUAGAGAGACUUUCAUCGAUCAGCUUUCCUUGAGGUACGAACGAGAGGGAGAACCUUCACAGCUUGCAGGUGUUGAUUUCUUUGUCAGUACCGUGGAUCCACUGAAGGAACCGCCUCUUAUUACUUCAAAUACUGUACUGUCCAUCCUUGCUGUGGACUACCCUGUAGACAAAGUCUCCUGCUAUGUUUCUGAUGAUGGUGCGGCCAUGCUCACCUUUGAAUCACUUGCUGAAACUGCUGAAUUCGCAAGGAAGUGGGUUCCUUUUUGCAAGAAGUUUGAUAUUGAACCACGAGCCCCUGAAUUUUACUUCUCGCAGAAGAUUGACUACCUUAAGGACAAAGUUCAGCCUUCUUUUGUGAAGGAACGCCGAGCUAUGAAAAGAGAUUACGAGGAAUUUAAAGUGAAGAUUAAUGGUUUAGUAGCGAAGGGACAGAAAACUCCAGAAGAAGGCUGGACCAUGGCAGAUGGAACACCUUGGCCUGGAAAUAAUCCUCGUGAUCACCCUGGAAUGAUUCAGGUUUUUCUUGGAAGUACUGGUGCUCAUGACAUAGAGGGUAAUGAACUUCCAAGGCUUGUUUAUGUGUCGAGAGAGAAAAGGCCUGGAUUUCAGCACCAUAAGAAAGCUGGUGCCGAGAAUGCCUUGGUCAGAGUGUCUGCAGUCCUCACGAAUGCGCCCUACAUUCUUAACCUUGAUUGUGAUCAUUAUGUCAACAAUAGCAAGGCAGUUCGUGAGGCGAUGUGCUUCCUGAUGGAUCCAGUAGUAGGCCGGGAUGUGUGCUAUGUUCAGUUCCCUCAAAGAUUCGAUGGCAUCGACAAAAGUGAUCGAUAUGCUAACAGAAAUGUGGUUUUCUUUGAUGUUAACAUGAAAGGACUUGAUGGGAUUCAAGGGCCAGUUUAUGUCGGAACUGGUUGUGUAUUCAAUAGGCAAGCAAUGUAUGGCUAUGGACCCCCAUCCUUGCCUAGUUUACCCAAAUCAUCCUCUUCUUGUUGUUGCCUCCCUUCCAAGAAGAAACAAGAGAAAGACAUCUCAGAGGUGUAUCGAGAUGCAAAACGUGAAGAUCUAGAUGCGGCCAUUUUUAACCUCAAAGAGCUAAACAAUUAUGAUGAGUAUGAAAGAUCAAUGCUAAUUUCUCAAACGAGCUUUGAGAAGACAUUUGGGUUAUCUUCUGUGUUCAUCGAGUCUACAUUGAUGGAAAAUGGAGGUGUUCCGGAUUCUGCUAACUCAUCAACAUUGAUUCAGGAAGCAAUACAUGUUAUUAGUUGUGGGUAUGAAGAGAAGACAGCCUGGGGAAAAGAGAUUGGAUGGAUCUAUGGAUCUAUUACAGAAGAUAUUUUGACAGGGUUCAAGAUGCAUUGCCGUGGUUGGAGAUCAAUUUACUGUAUGCCUUUAAGGCCCGCGUUUAAAGGGUCUGCACCCAUCAACUUGUCUGAUAGACUGCACCAGGUCCUCCGGUGGGCUCUUGGAUCAGUGGAAAUAUUCUUUAGUAGACAUUGUCCUCUCUGGUAUGGGUUUGGAGGAGGCCGCCUGAAGUGGCUUCAGAGAUUUGCGUAUAUUAAUACCAUCGUCUACCCUUUUACUUCCCUCCCACUUGUUGCCUAUUGCACAUUGCCUGCUAUCUGUCUGCUCACCGGAAAAUUCAUUAUACCAACUCUAUCAAACUUGGCAAGCAUACUCUUCCUAGGCCUCUUCAUGUCCAUCAUACUUGUCAGUAUCUUAGAACUUCGAUGGAGUGGAGUAGGCAUUGAGGAUCUAUGGAGAAACGAGCAGUUUUGGAUUAUCGGAGGAGUCUCUGCUCACUUGUUUGCCGUAUUCCAAGGGCUCCUCAAGAUGCUCGCAGGGUUCGACACAAACUUUACCGUCACAGCCAAAGCAGCUGAUGAUACUGAAUUCGGAGAUCUCUAUGUUUUCAAAUGGACUACCCUUCUUAUUCCUCCCACCACCCUUAUCAUAAUCAACAUUGUCGGAGUGGUAGCUGGAUUUUCCGAUGCCUUGAACAGCGGCUAUGAUUCAUGGGGCCCACUGUUCGGAAAAGUUUUCUUUGCCUUUUGGGUGAUCCUUCAUUUAUACCCCUUCCUUAAAGGUCUCAUGGGAAGACAAAACAGGACUCCUACUAUUGUGGUGCUCUGGUCAGUGUUAUUGGCCUCAGUUUUCUCCCUUGUUUGGGUCAAAAUCGACCCGUUUGUGAGCAAAGUGGACAGUAAGACCAUUGCUCAGAGCUGCAUUUCCAUUGAUUGUUGAGUGCCAACCAAAAUCAUAUACAUAUAUUUUUGUGAACAGAUAGGCUAAUAGUAAUACCCCACCCUCUUUUUGUUGUAUUGUAUCCACUUAUGAACUGAACAUAAGUUCUUGGAGUAAAUUUGAAGCAAAUUCUAGUAAUGGAAUUAGGUGGGUGUCUUUUUAAUUGUUUAGGAAGCUAUUCAUUAGAUCUUGUUUGGCAUUUAAGCCAAAGAAAACAAUGUAAUAUCUUAUGAUACAUACUUUUGUAAUUUGUUCAUGAUUUUCUCUAAUGAAGGAGAAUUACAAGCAGAUCAUUUUCUUCUGCCUUUUUGAUA